Messenger RNA from Podarcis lilfordi (Lilford's wall lizard), 875 nucleotides. The record is from the annotation of a GenBank genome assembly. Lineage: Eukaryota; Metazoa; Chordata; Lepidosauria; Squamata; Lacertidae.
AUGUUAGACAGGGAAUGUGCGGGGGUAACAGGCAAAGGCAGGCUGGAAUUUUCCCCCAAAGACUAUGCUUACAACAGAGGAUUUGAGGUGGUGUAGGUCUCUUCUUCAGAGGAGUAGCUCCUGGUAAACAGAAAUGGGAGGCGAUAUUUGGGGCAUAUGGGCGUGCAUAGGGAGAGGGGCAGAGAUGCAGCAGCCCAGUUGGAAAUGAUCUUCCGGAGCACUCAGUAAAACCAGACGACAAAGGAAAGCAGGUGAAAUCAGAGCUGGGGCACAAAAAUGUAAGUGUUAUUUGCAAAUUAUAAAAGGGACACAGAACGAAGAGGAACCACAGUCAGAGUAUUGGUCAGAUAUUUUAGUAUAGAUUGUGGUUCCAUGUUGUGAUGGGUUUGGGGGACGUUGGUGUUUGUGUGCAAGAUGCCUUAGCAGGGCUUAACCUGAAAGCAAAAAAUAUUCCAGUAGCUAUCAACUACUAGGCAGAAUGGCUUUGCUCUAACCUCCACUGUCAAAUACCAGUUUCUAGUGAUAUUCAAUUUCUGCUCAGUAUAGACCUAUUGAAAUUAAUAGACCCAACUUUGUGGGUUUCGUUAAUUUCUUUGGGUCUACCCUGAGUAAAACUUAGUUGACUACCAACCACCCCUGUUAUCCCAGGUUCUAGUCAAACACUCAAGGGCUGUACCACAUUGACUUUGUGUCCCCAUGAAUUCUUCCAGUCUUUAAACGGCUUUGCCACACUAGGCAGGGCAAUGUGGACGUCCCGUAGACGGGGACAACCAAAACCUACUUCCUAAACUGCAGGUCCCUUUUUCUUUGCGUUCAUUUAGGAUAUCACAACUGGAAGAACUUUGCCCUGGAUGACUGCAAACCACAUUAGCUAA